AUGAAAACUUUACUAGGGCCUUUCCUAGGCACCUUGUCUCUUCUACAUUCAGUAACUGCAUUUCUUAGCCUAGACCAAGGUAAGACUAAUCAAUAUUGAUUCGUGGAUUUGGUUCAUCUGGUGGCGUUUAAGUGUUACAUCUGCUGAUACAUCCUUUCCUCCUAGAUGUUGUAUUAGUUCGAAGGUAUACUAAUGAAACCUCAUCGUCGCAUGCAGUUUCUUCCGUCAUAUCAUCAAAAGGGUCUCCGACCACCACACUCAUUCCAUCUAGCAAAUUAUCUAUAUCUUGUACGGCAACAGUCACUUCAACAAGUGGCCAGCCUAUAACAGCUGCAAGAGAAGCUUGUCCCACCACUGUCACUAUCGUUUAUACAUCUGUAUCGGUUCCAAAUAAUAGUAAAAGUGCCACUAAAGUAUCCACGUCCGAGAAGGCAGCCGUUACCACAUCGGCCCAAGCAUCGACAUUGAAGACAUCUGCACAUACUACUAUUGCCAGUCCGGAAACCAAGUUGAGCUCUGACAGUUCUAACCCAGUCCCCUCCAUACUUCAAUCUUCAGAGACCUCCGCUGAAGCUUUCAGUACACUCUCAAGUACUUCUGUCGCUCAUUCUAGUUCUAUCACCUCAAAGUCAGAUGAACAGAUAAGCUCAUUGACUUCGAAGCGAUUUAGUAGCAGCACGCCACUCUCGAGUGUCUCUACUGCACCCACUGCUUCACAUCCAAGUAUAUCGGGUGGACCUUCAUUAUCAAAAAUAUCAGAGUUAUCUUCGGAAUCUCUUUCUCCGACGAACUUACCUGGCGGCAUCACAACAACACAAGCCUUCACAGUCACGGCAUCAUCAGCGGGCUCAACAACACUACUUCCGUCCUCGAAGAGUGUCGCUUCAUCCUUUCCAUCUGUGCAUACUGAUAUUCCGAAGCCCGAGUCUUCGAGUAUCUUUAUCUCAUCCAAGACAACCAGUUCUGCGUCGUCAACUCUCAGUGUUACCUCUAACAGCGAAUUGAUCACGUCUAAGAAUUCUAAUUUUGCUUCAUCAACCGCGGGACUCUCCGACUCGACUGCUCCAGCUUCUCUCACUGUGAGCCCAGAAUCGAGCUUCAAGCCUAAUUCGAUAUCCUCAAAAGCGCCGUCAACUACCACGACGUCAAAAACAUCAGAAUCUUCUGUUCAAUCAACACGCGAGCCUAAUUCUGAACCCGGCUCCGUGCAAUUGUCAAUCUCUUUUACAGUCAGCUCUCUUUCAGGCCCGUCUGAGUCUUCCGUCCAAUCGACACGUGAAUCGAGAUCAAAAGCUAGCUCGGGGCCUUCAAAGGUGUCAGCAACUACCUUGACAUUCCAAACACCCAAAUCUUCCUCAGCUCAGACAACACAUGAAGUUCAACCGGAAUCUAGCUUGACAUCCUCUUCGUCGGUGUCUACAACUGCUGUUUCGAUCCCCAAAACAUCUGGGUCUUCCAUUCAAACUACAGCUGAAAGUAAAUCAAAGACCGCUUCGGAGCCUUUGAAGAUAUCGUCGACUACCAUAACAUCCAAGACAUCUGAAUCUUCUGUUCAAACCACCAGUGAAGUUAAGUUGUCAUCAAGCUCAUCUUUAUCGUCAGUCGUAUCAUCAACUGUCUUAGUUUCGCAAAUCUCCGAGACGUCGUCUUCUCCAACGACACGAGAAGAUCAGUCAGCUUCAUCAUCGACUUUCCAAACUCCUAAGCCCUCCGGAAGUUCCUCGUCCCUAACGACACGGGAUCUUAAAUCGGAAUCAAGUAAAUCGACUUCUUCUGCUUCCUCGCCGGCAUUUCCUUCUUCUGUAACAUCCGAAACCUCUUCUGCUCCAACGUCACGAGUAAGCAAAUCAGACUCGAGCAAAUCGGCAUCACCAACUUCAUCAGCUUCGUCAGUUUUAGGUAUUGCAACCUCAAAAGCAUCUCAGGCAUCAACUCAAACUCAAUCAAACAACGAGUCGACAUCAAGCCCUUCCACGGUUGAAGCUCAGCCGACUUCGGUGUCUUCGAAUACCCAAAGCAAAAUCACGCAGGAGAUAUCUUCAAACAAACAGUCAAGCACUUUCAACCCGACUUCCAACCCUACCACUACCUUUCAAGGGCACACUUCAUUGCAAUCAGACACUACAUCUUAUAGCUCAAACUUACCAGGACAAAGUACAUCGGAAUUAAAAUCAACGAGCAAAAGUACCGAGGCUCCUACUCAAGGAAAACCUUCAGAAACUACUGCUGAUAAUACAAAGCCUGCAAGCAUUACUCAGGAACCCUCUACUUUUACCCAAGUAUCUGGAACUGCUUCUACAAGUGUGGAAUCCUCAGUCAGCGAAAGUUCAAAGCAUAGUAGCUCAAUUGAGGACCUAUCCACAUCUAUAAAGAGCACGAAAGUUCAUUCAAUUAGCACUUCCCCGUCCAAUUUUCCAGAAAAGACUGAGACUGGAAAGACUGCUGAAGGGACCUCUCUAUCCUUCUCUUUACUUAGCAAGGUUACUAGUGAAGCUUUUUCCGCCACCGGUGAGAAAUCCAAGACUUCAAUCUCCUCGCCUCUUACGUCUCUCAAGUCGUCAUCCGAGAAAGAAUCAACCACCUCACAUACGACAAAGAUUCAAACUUCAGAAGUUAGUUCCAAAACAGGGUCCGCAAAGGGGUUGACAGAGCCUACUGCGUCACCUACGAGUAAAGUUCAGACUCCAACUGAAAGCUCUAAAUCAGAAUUAUCGAAUUCACUCCCAUCAAAGACCUCUGCGACCUUACAGGGUGAAUCAAGCAUAAAGCCCACUUCCUCUCAAACCUCUGUCUCUGUACCAUCAUCUACAGACAUGAAUACGAGUGUUAUUUCGGGUUGUACAGCAACUCUUUCGGUUGCUGGACAAGUCUUACCAGCAUGUCCACAUACAAUCACUCUUGAUUCAUUCUUUUCCACUUCAAAGACACCGGCUCCGACUUUACCUACCAGUAUUAUAGUUUCAACCAGUAGUUCUGCUACUUCAAAGGUGGUUGAUACUACUAGUAGUAGCAUAUCUAAGAUCAGCUCUGCUAAAUCUAACCCGGCUACGUCCAACCCAGCUACUUCCAGUUCAGCUACUUCUACUUCCAACCCAGCUACUUCCAACCCGGCUACUUCCAACCCGGCUACUUCCAAUUUCGUCAGCAAAUCUCAAGACGCGCCUACGUCUGUUCCUAAUAUUGCUUCACCAACUACUAGCUCAGCUAUCAAGUCACCUGAUACACUGACAAUAGUCCCUGCGACUAGUAACCCGACAAAUCCUAUAUCUAUACCUGGGACUAAAUCUUCUGAGACAGCAACCAUUGGCUCAUUCUCGGGAUCUGCAGUUGCUUCGUCUACGGCAUUACCUUCUAGUCCCAAUCCAGUUUCGAGUAAAUCACCUGAUGCUCAAACAUCUAUGCCAGCCGCGACCAAGUCGCUUGAUGCAGCUACUUCUAGUCUAGCGAAUAGCAUUAAUCCUGCUACGAGCAAAUCACCAGAUGCUUCUAUCUCCGUCUCAGCAACCAGUGCUUCGGUUAUCCUAGCCACGACUAAAUUGCCAGAUUCUCUAGCUUCUAGUUCGGAGACUACCAAGUCACCUGAUACACUUAUUUCAAACCCAGUCACCACAAAGGCACCAGAAUCAACUGCUGCUCCUGCAGCUAGUUCCGUGAUUUCAAAGGUCGAUGCUAGCGGUGGAAAUACUUCUGAAAUAUUUUCAACAGUGACACCUACAAGUCAAGCUCGUACCGAAACCACUAAGGCUAUAUCAACUCCACAAGCAACUUCAAAUCUUGUGGCUAUUUCAGGGACACAAACUGUUGAUAGCGCGACCAAACUAGCAUCCUCAGAAUCUACGAUUUCCUCAUCAGUAGCGCCACUAGUGAGCAACACAGCUACAACAGUCAAUAAUGUCUCUCCUCCAUCAACUACCAAUCCUGUUUUGGUUACAGGAACAAACCCGACUGGUACUGCUUCAAUCUUAUCAUUAUUAGGAUCCACAGUCUCCCCGUCUAUUGUAUCAUCAUCUUUUUCUGACUUCGCUAUAACAACGAGCAAUGUUUCACCACCAGGAACGACAAACCCUGUAUCUGUGCCCGAAACUCAAUCAGCUGGUACUACCACAAACGUGUCGUCAUUUGAAUCUACAGUUCCUACAUCGACCGCAGUUUCCCUCGGUUCAAAGCCAGCAGAUACCACAUCUGUAAGCAAUCCAACCAACACUGUAAUUGGAAGCCCUGCAUCUCUACCUUCUUCUACCGGAAAUUCUGGAACCAGUACAUCAGCUGUAGGAAUACCAGUUGGUCUACCAAGUGAUAAAAGUAAAAUUCCCGUAGGUUCAAUUGGAACAGCCGACAUUAUUGGUACUCAGCCCAUAGCCAGUAACCCCAACAUUCAAAUAGGCGCCACAGCUAAAGGACCUCUACCAUCUGACACCGGUACCGCGAUCCCCAGUAUCCAGGUAUCUCCCAGUGGUGUAAAAACCAAUCCUGACGUCACAACUGCAGUUUCAAACCCAGCAAUCACACCAACAACCAUCAACCCCUUACCAGGCCAAACAACCAUCGCGCCAGUUGUAGUUAAUUCCCUAACACUCAGUCAAAAAACCUCUGACUUCGUCAUCGGUACCCAAACCAUCAAGCCCGGUUCCGAAGCCACUGUUAGCGGGGAACGAAUCUCAGUUGCUCCAUCUGGAUCUGCAAUUAUCAUCAAUGGCGUAACAACAAGUGUUACAUCCACACCCUCUCCUACAACUAGCGGUGUCAAAACCGUUUUAUCAACUACUACCGAGGCCCUCCCCGGUGUUGUUGUAGUCGGAACUUCAAGCGUAACGGCCGAUUUCAAGAACUCCGCUUUCCUAAUCGGAAGCGCAACACUCACUCAAGGCGGAGCAAUAACCACCGGUUCAACCAUCAUCACUCUUCCACCCAGCACAACCACCUCACUCCCCUCCAACAUAGUUGUAAUUGGAUCCUCAACCUACACCAAAAAUUCAGCAUCCGGCGUGCUAAUCGGUUCUCAAACACUGAAACCCGGAUCAGUUAUCACCGUCGACGGAUCCACCGUUUCUCUAUCUCCUACUGGGAAUGCCGUGGUGAUAAAUGCCAAUUCGGGAUUUGUGACUAGUACAGCUAGUUUGCUGCAUGUGGUUCCUGUUAGCAGUGUGAUGAUUGGUGGUCAGACGCUUACGGCUGGGGGGACGGUUACACAGGGUGGAGAUAUUUUGAGUUUGGCGGCUGGGGGGACGGGUAUCGUGGUUGUGGGGACUAGGACUGUAGGAGCUGUGGGACAGACGGAGGCGCCGAAGAAGAAGAGUGCGGGUGUGAGGGGGAAGGGUGUGGGAAUGGGGUUGGGGAUGGGGUUGGGGAUGAAGGGAUGGGGAGUGUUGUAUUUACAGAUUUCUUUUGUGGUUUUGGUUUUAUGGUUGUAA
Sclerotinia trifoliorum is the source of this 5411-nucleotide messenger RNA. NCBI's taxonomy places the organism in Eukaryota, Fungi, Ascomycota, Leotiomycetes, Helotiales, Sclerotiniaceae. The record is from the annotation of a GenBank genome assembly.